Messenger RNA from Mycotypha africana, 2103 nucleotides. RefSeq lists its product as uncharacterized. The record is from RefSeq and is a predicted model, not a curated record. The coding region runs from base 1 to 2103 and encodes 700 amino acids. The transcript has 5 exons. NCBI's taxonomy places the organism in Eukaryota, Fungi, Mucoromycota, Mucoromycetes, Mucorales, Mycotyphaceae.
AUGGCAAAAUCAGACAGUAAACAGCAACCACCAGGAAUAGAGACAAACCACAACAAGCCAAAAUAUCAGCAGACAAGACUAUGCUUUACAUCUGCCGCCUCGCCUCCUACAACAACCACAACAACAGAAAAUACACGUAGCAGCAGAUCGACCUCUGAGCCACCAGAUGACACUGUGCCAUUAUCAAAGUCGAUUCAGUCUUUGACCAUUGGAAAUAAAAGAAAACAUACAAGUCCUUUACAGCAUGCUCACUGCAAAGAUUGUAAAAAAAGUGUUCCAAGAGUGCAAUGUACAGCUUACAAGGAAAACACAACCGAACCAUGCACAAACACAUUCUGCAUGGAGUGCAUCCAAGCAAAAACCAACGAGGACUUGAAACAGAUUAAAAACAAGGAUAAGGCUGUGACUUGGCUCUAUAAAAGUGGUAGACCGGUGAAGCAUCGACCUGUUCUUACAGGCUAUCAAUGGGCAUGCUUAGCUUGUAGAGGACUCUGUGAUUGCGAAUUUUGUACGAUAGAGAACGCUGAAAGUGCAAACAAAGCACCCAAAUUAUCUUUUCACCGAAAGCCAAGUUCAAUCCAACCCAUCAAACCACCCGAAUUAAAGCCCAUCGUUCUAUUGUAUACACAAGAAGAAUUAUGGGUUCGAUUACAGAUUCGAGAAUUUCUAUUUCGAUUUGGCGAUCUUUAUAAAGUGGACUACCGCAUCUUGGCCAAUUUACAGAAUGCACAAGGCGAUUGGAAGAUUAAAAGAUUAGGCGCGUACAUUGUAUGGUUAUUCUUGACCACGUUGAGUUCAACAUCCUCCUCCCAUUAUGAUGUACCACAAAACAGUUUCAGCAGCGGCCAUCCAUCUACACAAAAUACAGCAGCAGCAGCAGCAGCAGCAGCAACAGGAGAGGAAGCGAUCACCCUUCCUCAGAAAGCGCGGAAAAUACUGAAGGAUUGGAUCACGGAGAAAAAACUCUCAAAAUACUACGUCGAUGCUGUUUCAAGGCAACAAGCCUUGUUGGAAAUCUUGUAUCUGGAGGGCAUGUCUGGAAAACGAUGGCAGGAUAUAGCAGAGUUAUUAGCACUCGCUGACAUGAGCGAUGUCCCCAUUCCUACCACACGACAAAUCGCAAAAUUAAAACAGACAAUGGACUUUCAACUGCAAAACGAUGCCAUGGACAUAGAUGAUGGCCAUGAGCAAGCGAAUCAACAGGAGGAUUCGGAUGAAAAGAUCAAGCAUGUGGAAAGAUGCAUCGAACGUUAUCGCACCUCAGGCAGAAACACAAGCCUACUUUCCCCCGAAACCGAGCUCAAACUGAUCUGCAUGCUUUUGGAAUUAUUGCUGUUGGAUAGUCAUGUUCGCUCUUCACUGACCAUGACAACGACAACGGCAACGACCAAAACGUCCUCCUCCUCCACACACUCUAAAAGGAACCAACAGCAGCAGCAGCAGCAAACAGCUACUCUUAAAGAUCUCGCGUUGGAAUUCAAAAAAUAUACCAAAGAACAUUCGGUGGAAGAAAUGAAAAACAAGCAUCGAAGAAAUACUUUGAAUAAUCGUAUUCAACAAUUGAAAAUGAUUCGUGGCAAAGCGGAAGAAGUGAAAGCGGCGCAAGCAGAAUUGGAUGCAUUAGAGACGCUCAUGCGAGAUGAACGCAUGACGUUGGAGUCCAAAAAAAUAGAAAUGCAUGUGCACCAAGCGAAAACACGUAAACGAUUGGAACCAGCAGGUCGUGAUCAUUUGGGCAACGAAUAUUGGAUCUUUAGUGAUAUUGUAGAUCAUCUCCAUCAAACAGGUGAUUAUAGAAACAGUGAGCCUUAUUGGGCCUAUGGCGUCGUCAUCAUCGGUCCUGGCUUCCUCACAGAAGAAACAGGAAAGCAACAGGACCCAUCACCACGGCAAGCAGACAAUGAGGAAAACAACAAACACACGCAGGCAUGGUGGUAUCUGAAAGGUAGAGAAGACCUUACGCUUCUCAUCCACUAUUUAAAACAACAAAGUCUAGAGAACGGAAAUGACUCUUUAGCAGAAACUGUGACCAAGAUAAACCAAAGACUCGACUAUCUUGCUUCUUUGGAAUGCGCAGUUUACGGUGACGGAUUCUUUUCAUAG